CGGCGUGACGGGAGAACAGCGUAAUGGCGGAACGAGCGAGGGCUACCGAAGUAUGCGUCGACCCAGGUUGCGCCUCAUCGCCGUGAGUUGAGACGACCGCGACGCGUAAAAACGAGCGAGCGAGUCACGCGCCACGCGUGAGGAUCCGUCACCGAGGACGCUGAUCGUUUGUGAUAUUCGCCGAGUCCCCCGCCGCGGCACGAUGAUGAAUAAUCGCAGGCGGAGCAACAACUUCACGUACGUCAGCUCGUGCGUGAAGUACAUGAUCUUCAUGCUGAAUUUCGUCUUUUGGCUGUUUGGCGGACUGCUAAUCGGCGUAGGUCUCUAUGCGUUCGUGGACAAAUGGCAGGCAACUGGAUCUGUCAGGGUGGAGAACGUCUACGACGUGGUCCUGAAUAUCUCCCUGGUGAUGCUGAUAGCCGGCGGAGUAGUCUUCGUCGUUAGUUUUGCGGGAUGCGUCGGAGCCCUUCGCGAAAACACAUGCCUUCUUAAAUUCUACUCGCUGUGUCUUCUGGUAUUCUUCCUUUUGGAGAUGGGUGUGGCGAUCGUCGGUUUUGUGUUCCCGCACACGUUGCAAUCCCUCUUGGAAGAGUCCUUCACGGACAAAAUAAUUCAGACGUACAGAGAAGAUCCGGAUUUGCAGAAUUUCAUCGAUUUUGGCCAGCAAGAAUUCAAGUGUUGUGGCCUGAGUCAAGAGGGAUACCUAGAUUGGGGGAAGAAUGAAUAUUUCAAUUGCACUAGCCCCAGUGUGGAACGUUGCGGUGUACCGUUUUCUUGUUGCAUAAACGCUACUGAUAUAUCCAGCGGACUUGUAAAUAUAAUGUGUGGCUACAAAGUCCAGAUGUUACCAGUGUCGGAAGCAAGCAAGAAGGUGUGGACCAGCGGAUGCAUCGAGAUCGUGCGUAGCUGGGCGGAACGUAAUCUCUACACGAUAGCUGGUAUCGCUCUGGGCAUCGCGCUCAGCCAGCUCUUUGUGAUCUACCUCGCGAAAACGCUGGAGGGCCAGAUCGAGCUGCAGAAGUCCCGCUGGCAUUCCUGAGCUUGACUUCAGGCCACCUACCGUUAUCAGAUACAUUCUGCAGCCAAUAGGCAGGUGGCCAGCGGCGGCCGAUCGCGCGGAUCGCAGGACACAGAGACAAAUAUAAACGCGCGAAUGGCACUCCUCGUUCUCUUUGCGAUCUCUUUAUAUAUACUGUGCAUUUUGUCCCUCAUCAAGCUCGUCCUUUAUUUCAAGAAUUACUUUCACCUGUACGUGAGUAAAGGAUAAUACGUCGCCGGCAGUCGACGAGCUGUCUUCGUACGCUAGAGGAUACGUUCGCGAUCGAAGGCAUCGAUAAAGAUCUUGCAUAAAGAUUAUAUUACAUACGUGGGUGCAGAAAUGGUGUCCCGUGUGCGUUCACAAUCAGCGGUAAAAGCUCUUUUUAAUACUCAGGAAAGCAUACCUUCUUGCUUACAUAGUUAAUUGCAUGAUUGAAAUGCUUCGCGUUUGCAUCGGCGAGUCACGUGUCAUGCGAUCAUGCUCUUGUGAAUGUUGCACGGGACACGAUUAAUGCAUUCGGUUCCUGUACAUGCGACUGGUAACUCGAAAUGACAAUUAAAGACAAAAGUGAGAGACAUUUACCAUGAUAAAUUCUGUAAUAAGCAUGUUACAUUGCGCUACAUCAUAGCAUUAUAGAAAAAUCGCUGAAUUUGAUGAUUACAUAUAACAUCUGUUUCUCGAGCGUUAUUAUUCUUCUAUCGAGCCAAUUUGUAAUCUUUCAAAUUUUUUUCAUUUUCAUCGCGAUUUCAAUAUAUGUACUUCAUGCAAUGUACUUUACGCAAAAGUAACUUGCUUAAAUUAAAACAUUCAGAUCUGAUGUCAUCUUUCUAACGCGUAGUUUUACUGCAAUGUAUGAAUUCUAUAAUUUGCAGCACAAUGACACAAAGUUGUUUUAAUGGUUAAUAUUAAUGUACUAUUAAUAAUAUUAAUAAGUGACAUAGGAGCUUGUUUCAUAAGACUUCAGAUAACGAUAACGUCGUGUGCACAUUUUCGCAUAUGUUACUUCCAUUGAGAUAUGUAAGUUAGAACAUAAUGAAUUUGAGAUUAGAGUAUCAUCUGUGUAAUUGAAUCUUCAGAAAUCAAUUUGCUCCAUUAGCUAGGUGUAAAAUCGUCGGAUUAUUUUGAUUUCUUUUCCUACAUUUAAAUAUUUUUAAGCAUUAAACGCGUUCGAUCAUAGAGCAACAUAUAUAUAAGCAAUUUUUGCUUAUAUACUUUUUCUUUUACAAUUGAUAAUUACGAAUGUAUUGUUCUCCUAUAAAUAAGUGGAUGUACGUGCACUGUUGAACUUACGAUAUUGAUAAUUAUUAAUGGUGAUUCUCAUUCACUCGUAGUGUAUGCGAUGCCAUAUCUGUAUUAUGAAAUCAUGAGCGCACAUUUAUUUGAAUACAAUAUUAUUAAUUUAUAUUUCUCUGUUGCUAUAUUAGCAUAACUCGUGUAUAUGAGACAAGAAACGUCCAGUGCCAAAGUCAGAAUAUCUCUUUUUUUUACAACAAAUCUGACAAUAAUCUGGUAUAAAUGAUUUGUUUAAUGCAUUUAGAUGUCUCUUUGUCAAGAAUAAAUGUAAAACUGAUAUAAAACCUUCUAGUUUGUAAUAAACAAGUAUUAUUCUAA
This is a messenger RNA of Temnothorax curvispinosus, 2650 nucleotides long. Its product is annotated as tetraspanin-33-like. The transcript has 5 exons. Gene Ontology annotation, biological process: protein localization to plasma membrane; protein maturation. NCBI's taxonomy places the organism in Eukaryota, Metazoa, Arthropoda, Insecta, Hymenoptera, Formicidae. The record is from RefSeq and is a predicted model, not a curated record. Bases 203 to 1039 code for a protein of 278 amino acids. Gene Ontology annotation, cellular component: membrane.